CGUUUGUCCCUACAUUAGUAUCUGAAAAAUCAGUACCUGCAAUGGAUACUCUUACUUUUCUUCAACUGUGGUCGCAAGAACCAGGAAAGAUAUCUCUGUUCAAUCCCUUUUUAUUCUGUUUUGUUUUAGUCCUUUCUUUUCUGCUUUUAUUUAAACAUAAAAGAAAUACUCACAAACUAAACCUACCACCGUCUCCACCAACAUUACCCAUAAUUGGAAACCUUCACCAGAUGAGUGCACUUCCUCACAGAACUUUCAGAACCCUUUCUGAAAAGUAUGGUCCUUUAAUGUUUCUUCGCUUAGGCCAAGUUCCUACUCUUGUGGUUUCUUCUUUAGAACUGGUUAAAGAAAUUACCAAAAACCAUGAUAUUAUUUUUGCAGAUAGGCCUACUUUGACUGGUGUAGGUAUCGUGUUGAAUGGAAGCCCUGACAUGGCACUUGGCCCUUACAGCGACUACUCAAGGGAUGCAAAGAAGCUUUGUGUUGUUCAACUUUUGAGCAACAAAAGAGUUCGACAGUUUCAAUUUAUAAGAGAGGAAGAAGUUGAGAAAAUAGUUGAAAAGAUUCGCACUUUAAGCGUUAAUGGAGCUCCAAUUAAUAUGACUGACGUGCUUAUGAGUCUUGCACAUAAUAUAUUAUCAAAAUCAGCCUUUGGUUCCGCAUAUGAAAAUCAAAAUGGUAAGAAUAAGAGUUUCGACAAAAUGGCAAGAAAGACAUUGGAUCUUUUAUCAGCUUUCUGCUUUAAAGAUUUGUUUCCCUUCUUGGGAUGGAUUGAUCAUCUUACUGGAUUAGUUAGAAACUUGAAAACGCUUACACGAGACUUAAACGAGUUCUUUGAUCGAGUGAUCGAAGAACGCGAGGCAUUAAUGAACGAUAAUGAGAAAGCUGAAGAUCAGAAGUACUUAGUAGAUAUUCUUCUUUAUCUUCGGAAGGAGGGGCGCGAGCUUGAUAUCUCUAAAGACAAUAUCAAAGCAAUACUUCUGGACAUGUAUGUAGGAGCAAUAGAAGCAACAGCAGGAAUGAUGGAAUUUAUGAUGGCGGAGCUGGUGAAGAAUCCAAGAAUAAUGAAGAAAGCUCAAGAAGAGGUAAGAAGAGUAGUUGGAAAGUCCAAAUCAAUGCUUACUGAGUCCGAUGUAAAUCAAAUGGAAUAUUUGAAGUGUGUAAUGAAAGAGACAGUAAGGUUGCAUGGAUCUCUGAUAAUACCUCGACAAACGUCAGCAAAUGUUAAGCUCAAAGGUUAUGACAUUCCAGCAAAAACAAGAGUAUUUAUUAAUUUGUGGGCAAUUCAAAUGGACCCAACGUUGUGGGAUAGGCCAGAGGAGUUUUUGCCAGAGAGAUUUCUUAAAAGUUCAGAUGGUUCUAAUGAAGAACAUAAAAAGCUGUUACUUUCAUUUGGAACUGGAAGAAGGUCUUGUCCUGGAAUGACAUUUGCAUUCGCAGAACUUGAAUAUGUAAUAGCUAAUUUGCUGUAUUGGUUUGAUUGGGAGAUGCCUGAUGAAGCAAGAGCAGAGGAUUUGGAUAUGAGCGAGCUUUAUUCAUUUGUUAUUCACAAGAAAACACCUCUGUGGGUUGUGGCAAAUUCCUAUUGUCCUUGAUUUGGGUGGGAAACUGCAUUUGUUUGUACUGUUUUUCUCUUCCUUGAUGUUGGGUAACUAGAAAUCGGAUUCAGUCCGGUCCAAAUAAGAAAUGUUUUUCGUUUUCAGUA
Molecule: messenger RNA, 1705 nt
Organism: Jatropha curcas
Lineage: Eukaryota; Viridiplantae; Streptophyta; Magnoliopsida; Malpighiales; Euphorbiaceae
Product: phenylacetaldehyde oxime monooxygenase CYP71AN24
Molecular function (GO): heme binding; iron ion binding; oxidoreductase activity, acting on paired donors, with incorporation or reduction of molecular oxygen
Source: RefSeq, a predicted model, not a curated record